AUGGGUGCAGAAUAAUCUGUGGCACAAGGAAUUGUUUAAUCAAAGAACUUUAAGAUAUUGGGUUAUAAGGAAAAUGAAAUUUAUGGAUCCUUCAAAUUAAUUGAAUCCUAAUCAAAAUAAUACGCAAUGAUUUCAAAGACUUGUUAGAGUUAUGAAGAGUACACCAGUUUAUGUAAGAUACUCAAUGAAACUAAAUCGCUGAAUGAAAUUGAUCAUUUAGUAAAGUUGGUAGAGGUUGACACCCAGGAGGAAACCAAUUUAUGUAGUACUUUUUAUAAAGUCACUGCCUUAUUUGAAUACUAUGAUAUUACUUUAAGACAGAUCUGCAAAUAGGCAUCAAUAAAUUGUUUAUUUGUUUUGAAGGGUCUGACAGAGACUUUGAGUAAGUUAUAUGGACACAACAUUGUCCAUGGAAAUUUGACACCAGAUCAUGUUUUAAUUGAAAGGAUAUAGGGUUAGAUAAAAUUGAACAAUUGCACUCAAUUAACUGGAUAUAAUCAUUACAAAAGAAUUUUGUCAGGUGAUAGUUUAUGGUAUUUAUCACCAGAAUUGCUUGCUGCUUUAGGAGCGAAGGAGCUCAGACCUUAAUAUAAUCACGAGAAGAAUGAAGUGUUCCAAUUAGGUUUGAUAGCUUUGGAGUUUUGGGGUUGUGGUAACAUUCAAGAGAUAUACGAUAAAUAGAAUUACAAAAUAAAUGAAGAUGUGAUAUAAUCAAUGAUAGAGGAUUUUGGAGUGAGAAAUGGAUAAGUGUUGAAGAAUGUCGUAAAGUAAAUGUUAGAGGCAGAUCCGAAUUGCAGACCAACUAUGACUGAAUUGAAUUAAUCAUUCAUUUAACUAUUUCAGAUUCAAUAAUAAGUUGAUGAACCAAAGGUUGAAUAAUAUGAAGAAUAGGAGAACUAAUAUGAAUAAACUACAAAUUUGCAGGAAAUAAACAAAGAAACAUAUAAAAUUUAAGAUGAAGUUUUACAGGUUCAUAAAGAAUCAUUCUAAUAUUUAGAAGGAGGGUAGAGUAAUACUCAAAAAAAUGAGAAUUCACCUCGAGAUUAAUUUGAGGAAUCACCUAAGAAGGUAGAAAAACAAAGCGGGGAAUUUAACAUUUAAUCUGUGAAGUCAUCAGUAAAUCAAUCUAUGAAAGAAUACUAUGUAACAGGAUCUAUAGCUGCUUAAUUUGGAUAAUUACACUUACUUGAGAAUAAUGAGGAGCAAAAGUGUGGUGGAAUUACUCAAUUAUAAGAGAAUGGAGAUGUGUUGUAAGAAAAGUCAUAAAACCAUCCCACUUCACCUAAAGGAUAGGAUUCUAUUAAACCAAAAAAGAGUGUGAAGGUUAACACUGCAUCGGCUAACAAGAAAGGAGUUUCAAUAAAGAGACCUAAACAUGAAAUAAUGGAUACUAAAUUACCUAAGUAGGCUGUAGUGGUAACCAAGAAAAGAUGA
Paramecium tetraurelia is the source of this 1434-nucleotide messenger RNA. RefSeq lists its product as uncharacterized. Gene Ontology annotation, molecular function: ATP binding; protein kinase activity. The transcript has 2 exons. The record is from RefSeq and is a predicted model, not a curated record. NCBI's taxonomy places the organism in Eukaryota, Ciliophora, Oligohymenophorea, Peniculida, Parameciidae. Gene Ontology annotation, biological process: protein phosphorylation.